This is a messenger RNA of Anastrepha ludens (Mexican fruit fly), 13173 nucleotides long. Its product is annotated as tigger transposable element-derived protein 4-like. Gene Ontology annotation, cellular component: nucleus. Gene Ontology annotation, molecular function: DNA binding. The transcript is spliced from 2 exons. The record is from RefSeq and is a predicted model, not a curated record. Lineage: Eukaryota; Metazoa; Arthropoda; Insecta; Diptera; Tephritidae. Bases 3739 to 4689 code for a protein of 316 amino acids.
UUUGAUUAAGAGUAUUUUUUUUUUAAUUUUGUACAUUGUUCAAAUUUUGAGUUAAAUCGUUUACAUUUGUAUCAAAAAAAAAUUUUUAAAAUGCAUUUCCAUAAAUAAAUAAAAAACAAAAAAAAAAAAUCAUAGAAAUUAAAAAAAAAAUUAUAAUAGAAAGAUUAAAAAAAAAAGUAAUAAUAAUAGAAAAAUUAAAAAGAAAUAAUAAUAGGAAAAAAAAUAAUAAUAAUAGAAAAAAAGUAAUAAUAAUAGAAAAAAUAAUAAACAAAUACAGUGCCAGCUCGCUAAUCCGAAUUAAUGAUUGCAUACCCUGAUUCGGAUUAACGAGAUAUUCGGAUUACUGGAUGUGCUGUUAUUAUGCUUAUAAUUCACUAUAUUCGAAAAUAAAACAAAAGCCAGGAUUUCAAAACAAAUUUAUUUUAUUUUUAUUAAUCAACAAUGAAAAAAUUAAAGAUUUUUAUAAAUACAUAUGUACAUAUGUAUGUAUGUAUUUACAUAUUACGUUUUUUUUUUAAGUAGAUAUUUAGUGAUGUAACUUUGCUUGUCUUUCAGUGCACAUGCUUCUAAAGCCUUGUUCCGCAAUUCUUUUAGCAUUAAUAUGUAAUCUGAUUGCAGACCUCGUUCCUUUGCCCAAUCUAUUGAAAUAUUUAAGACCUGCAGAGCUUCACGAUUUUUAACGUGUUUCGUAAUUAAAGACUGCACGAAGUAUUCUCAGAGUUCAUAAUCCAGCUAAGAACUUCAUCUUCAGAAAUAUGCACGUCAUUGUUGCGGUGAAAUAAGUUGGUUAUUGUGCGAAAUUCUUCUGUUUCUUCAACACGAUCAUUCUCUGGCAACUCUUGUUGUAACAAUGAUAGAGGGAUGUUAUCAUCUGAAGCCCACCUCUGAGAAUGAAUAUGCUUCCAACAAGACUUUAUAGAAGAAUUGGGCACCCUGUCCCAAGAUCGUUGAAGCAAUUCACAAGCGUGAGCUUACCAGUUCACACAAGAGAUCUUUUUUGUAAAACAGCUUAGUUAGUCGUAUCGCUCUGCUCGUUCUGAUCCAUGGGUUGAAUAAUACUAGUACAAUUUGGGGGUAAAAACAUAGUUUUAUAUUGCCCACAUUCAGAUACCAGCGACUCUCCAUGACACUUCGCAUUAUCCAGUAACAAUAAAGCUUUUUUGGGCAAAUUAUUUUCAAUUUGAUAGUCUUUUACCUGUGGUAUAAACGAUUUAAAAAACCAUUCAUUAAAAAUAUAUGUUGUCAUCCAUGCAUUUUUCGAUGCGUAAUAUUCAACAAUAUGGGCAUUUCUCCAAUGUCGAAUGCGACAUUCGUACGCAUUCAAAGUGAAAAAAAAACAUAUACCAAAACAUUAUUUUAUUUUGACAAAAGGCGAAAGCUAUAGCACUUGAUUAGCACUAUGAUUGGUGCUAAGGUUGAUUUUGGGAAAUUGUUCGUUUUCAAGAUGAUUACAAAAAAUCAAGCCAUUCGCAUGCGACAAAAACAGAAGUCGCUUUCAAAGCAAAAAAAUCAAACACUUUUUUCAGCGAAACCUGAAGAAAUAUAUUAAUGCGACUAAUUUUUAAAUGUUAUGCAUUGAUGUAUCUUAAUAAUGCUUUUUAUUUUAUUCAAAAAUAUUAAGUAGUUUAUUUUUUAUUUAAUUUUAAUCACUGUCGCACGCGACAUGUCACAUCCGACAUUUUGUUCCAUCAUACUUUUUAUGUUUAUUUUUUUACUUUUUAUGUAGUUAGACAUGCAAAAGAUGAUUAUAAAUGAUUUUUAAUUUAUUCAAUAUAUUUAUUUUCACAACCAAAUUAUAAACUUAACAAAAUAUCUUCAAUAAAGAAAAACAAAAAUAAGUAUAUUAAUCUUAUAUACAAUGUAAAAACAAAGAACGGAAACUAACUUAACUGAGAAUAGUAUUACUAAUGUCAAAUAAAGUUCUUUUAAUGGAAUAUGCCGCCCUAGCUGCUUCUAACUGUUGGCCAUCGCAACAAAACGAAUGCAACUGGGAUAUACCUGGAAUAUUUUUUACUUCCUUCCAUUUUUCGUCCAACUUAUAAUGAAGAGACAAAUUUUCAAUUUGAGCAGAUGGCAUAAAAUACAUUUUAAUUCAAUUUGUGUUGUUUUGUGCACAUUGAUAAAACGAUUGUGCAUCUGGUAAAACAACGUUUUUAGAUUUUAUUAUUUGCCACACUACAACUCCAUCAACGGCCCCCUUUCCGUGAGAACUGGCAUUACUAGUCAUUAACAUAAAGCGCUUAGCUACUAAUUUGUCUUCAAUUAUAAUGGCGUCUUUCUUUCCCGAAGCUUGCACACUAAUAUUAUCAUUCUGAUAAAAAGCAUUGAUGGCAUUAAUUAGGCUUUCUGGUACGGUUCUGCUGGAUUGGUUAACUUUUUUCUUUUCUUCAAACUGCUUAUAUUUUUUACCAGGACUUCAAGAACUUUUAGACUUCUGUGCAUGUCUUUUGGCAUCGCUUUCUCCACUUUUUUUAACAGCUUUCGCCAAGGUUUGUCUACAUUCGUUAGAUGCGUUUUGGCUUUCACGUGCAUAUGACAUUCCAUUUUUUAAGAGUUUUUGGCACCUCUCUCGUUGUCGUAUGCGAUUAUAUUUCCGUUUUUCUUGAAUUAUAUCUUCUUUGCCUUCAGCCAGUGCUCUCCACAUCUGUCUAGCUUUCCGCAUUCUUUCCUUGUUUCUUAAUUUAUAGUUUUGUAAUUUUGUUUCAUCAUCCUUUAACCUUUCUCUCCACCGUUUACAGUUCGCCUUAUUUUUCUCGCCGCCGUUUUUACUCAUCUACAUUCAAAAAUUUUAUAUUUUGUAUUUACAUAUACUAAUAAAGAUAUUUUCGAACGAAAAUUUAUUUUGAAUCUGUACAUUUUACACUUACGAUGUCGCACGCUACAAGCUUUAAAUAAGUAAAAAGAGCAAAGCGCUGAUUAUUUUCCAGCAAAGUUUUGUUUAUUUAAUUAGCAAUAAAAAUAUCUAUUUGCUACUAAUAUUUGAUGCAAAUUGUACAAAUACCUUCGACUCACUGAUAACAAAUGUUCUUUUUCAAUGUCGCACGCGACAUCGAGUUAUUCGGUAAAUCAAAGAAAAAAUUUACCGUAAUUGGCAAUCGCAUCGUUCCUUUUACAUUUUUCUUACAUUUUUUACAUAUAAACCGAGAUAUAAAAAAGCAAAUGUCACGGCAUAAUAUACAGUCGAACUUCUCUACAGUGAACUUCCAUAUAAUGAAGCUCUCCUUAUAAUGAACUGGUUUCGAAGACACUGCUUUUUCGUUCUACUUUCGGUGUAUUUUUGUCUCCUUAUAAUGAAUUUCUAUAUAGUGAAGUUUUCUAUAUAAUGAACAAAUUUUACAGCUGGAAAUUCAAGCGUCCUAAGUUUUUGUCUCCAUAUAGUGAUUUUUUUCAAAAGUUUUCUGUUGCAAAAAAUUACAGUUAGAUGUGGACAAACUGUAAUGAGGGGAAUCCCAAAAUUAAAACAGAAAUAGCUGAGCUAUUACAGUUUUAUUCAGUGAUUGAAGUUAAAAUGACGCAUCGAAGCAGCAUUUCGCUUGAAAAAAAUUUAUUAAUGAUUAACAAAGUUAAUGAAGGAAAGAAAAAAAAAAAGAUAUUGCCAAUGAAUUCGGAGUUCUUCCCAGCACUUAAUCAAAUAUUUUAAAAAAUAAGGAAGUGAUUUUAAAAACUGCGGAGGAUUUGGCAGUAAAUACCAAACGCAAAAGACUUCGACCUUGUCAUUUUGAGGAUAUUGACGAAGCAAUGCUGAAAUGGUUACUCGUUGCACGUGGUAAGAAUCUCCCUUUAUCUGGACCAUUAUUGAAGCAAAAGGCCAAAGAUUUUGCGGAAGCACUAGGACACCACGAAUUUGAGGCAAGUACAGGUUGGUUAGACAAGUUCAAAAGUCGGCAUGGCGUUAUUCAAAAGACAUUAUGUGGGGAAAGUGCUGACGCCAACAUAGAAAACCGUGAUGAAUGGGUAACGAACGUCUUACCGAAAUUAAUUGAAAAUUACGACAUUAACGACAUUUUUAAUGCCGACGAGACUGCUUUGUUUUUCAAAUGCUUGCCAACUAAAACACUGGCAUUCAAAAAUGAAAAAUGCUUUGGUGGGAAGCAAAGCAAGGAGAGAAUAACUGUCCUGGUGGGAAGCAAUAUGACUGGAUCAGAAAAGCUAAAAUUGCUGGUAAUCGGAAAGGCCAAAAAUCCGAGGUACUUCAAGGGAAUAAAAUCUUUAGGUGUCGAUUAUGAGUUUAACAAAAAAGCAUGGAUGACCAGUGAGAUUUCUACGAAAUGGAUUGUAAAACUCGACAAAAAAUUUUGUGAUCAAAACAGAAAGGUGUUGUUUUUUGUUGAUAACUGCACUGCCCACCCUAAAGAUGUGAGAGACAAGUUGAGACACAUUCAUAUCGCUUAUUUUCCUCCCAACAUGACUUCGUUACUGCAACCAAUGGACCAAGGCAUUAUCUACAACAUGAAACAACAUUACAGAAAACGAAUUUUAACGAAUAUACUGACUCAAGUGGAUGAGGGAAAUUCUGUUAUGGCCAUAGACUUGCUGCAAGCAGUUCGAAAUCUUAGCAAUAUAUGGAAUGUCUAUGUUAAACCAGAAACAGUUGCCAACUGUUUUAAAAAGGCUGGAUUUUCAAAAGAUGUUAUGCAGAUUCCAUUUGAGCAUUGGGAUGAAGAGGACCUUCUUUCAAUAUCGGAUUAGGCUGCUUUACAGUCUUCAUUUAAAAAAGUAGCAAAUAUCGAAGCAUCGUUUGAUGACUACGUAAAUGUUGAUAAUGGUGUGCAGACUUGGGACAAACCAUCCGAAGAAGAUAUUCUCAACAGCAUUUUUGAAAGUCGCGGAGUUCCAGCUGAACCUGAUAACGAUGAACACGAUUUGACCGUUGAAGAAUUGGCAGAAACUGAGGAGGCAUUACCUACGUUGAUACAAGCUGCUUCAUCCAUUAGCGUAAUUAGAGCCUUUGUGGAAAUGAGGAGUGACGUGCCGAUUAAUGUUUUCAACUCUCUACAUGAUUUGGAAGCUUUUAUUGAAAAUGAAAAAUGGAAGACUGUAAUUCAAACCAAACUCACUGAUUAUUUUAAAUAAAAUUACAUAAAAAAUCAAUGUUUCUUUAUAAUGAAGUUUCUAUAUAGUGAAGUGAUUUUCAGGUCCCGUGCGAAUUCACUAUAUGGAAGUUCGACUGUAUCUCAUCAAGAUCAUUAAUCAAAACAAAACAUGCAACAGAAAUGUUUAAAACGGAACUUUUGCACUGGUUCGACUUUGCAUUCGAAUAUUUCAAAAUGUGGUUUGUACAAAUGUCAAAUUUGUUUACAUUAGUUACAUUUGAUAAAUUCCCUAUAAAAAUAUGUUAAAACAACAUUAUUUUAUAGACUUUGAAUUUUUUGGCUUCGGUUGACAUUUCUGUGGAAAUGCCCAUAUGUUGUUUUUUAAACGAACGUGGAUUUUUUGAUUUCCCAACCACAGCAAUAUUAAGCUUGUGAGUUCCAGAUUUGUUAGCACAGCACAAGAAGGUUAUUCUAUCUUUGCUCAUUUUUGUACCAGAAGCAGACUUUUCUUUACAAUUCACUAAAGUUUUUUCUGGAAACAUUUUCCAAAAGAGUCCAGACUCAUCAACAUUGUAAAUUUGGUCGUCAAUCAGAUUUUCAGUCUCGAUAAUGUCAUAGAGCUUAUUUUGAAAAUCAGGUCUAGCAGAUAAGGAUUCGCCGCAUAUUUUCAAAGUUCGCACAGAAAAUCGCUUCUUAAAAUUUUGCAAUCAUCCGUCACUACCGUGAAAUGAUUGAUUCGGAUACACUUGGUCGUAAAAUUUCUGCUGAAAUGGUUUGAUGCCGUGACCGCUUCUCUUCAAACUAAGCAUACAACUUAAUCUCUAAUUCUUCAUUCUCUCCCGAUUUGAGUGUCUUGCGCUGUUUUUAAAAUUUGGCAUCAGAAUUCUCAGCAAAUCUUAUAAAAUAUGUAUGUACAGUAAUAUUUACAGAAUACAUUUUUUACACAGGUUUUUUACCUCUUAAUAUUUUCAGCAUUUCUUUUUAUGUCGCAAAUUGUUGAAGCUCCUACACCAAAUUUCUUUGCUAAAACUUUUCCUGAUUGUCCACGAUUUACUUCUUCUAUUAUUUUAAGCUUAUCAGCUAAUGACAGUGUUUUAUGUGCACGUUUGUUUGCCAUGUUAUUUAAAUUGAUGUUUUCGCGACUAAUACCACAACUAAACUAUUCGCAACAAGAUAAAUACACACUUACAUUCAUAGAAGGCUCUAUAUUUCAAUAAUGUCCCGUUAGUUUAAAAUUCCGUUCAUGGUUUUGUAAAAAAACAGACUCAAAAAUAAAACAACAAAAAUUCGGUUUAGCGAGCUUGCAACGAAUGCACGUAAUGCGUCAUAAAUUCCAUUCGGAUUACUGGAUAAUUCGGAUUACACACCUUCGGAUUAGCGAGCUGGCACUGUAAUAGAAAAAUAAAAAAAAUAGUAGAAAAUGAAAGAAAAAUUAAAAAAUGAAAUAAGUAAAAAAAAGAAAAAAAAAUAUAAAUACAAUAAAAAGAAUACAGCCAUGGACAGAUAAAUAGCACAAAUGUGAACCUUGAAGUUAAGUUUUUAGUACGAACUCUACUUUGAUCAAAUAAAUUUGUUUGUUUACAUUUAUUACCGUUAUUAGGCUUAGAUUUAUGCGAGGAAUUUACCGUUUGUUUUCGAUGGAAUUUUUUGCGUUCUAUUUUAUUUAUGCUUAUUGCUGUUUUGAAGUGGACACAAAAAUAGCACAUUUUAACUUGUGCAGCGGGGAGUAUAACUUUAAUAUUGUUUCAGUGAGUUUUAGUAUAAUUUUUUGUUUCUUAAAUAAAAUUUUAAAGUAAUUACUAAAAAUGGAACGUGGAAAACAUUGCACGAUGGAGAAAAAAGCUCUUAUAUACCGGAUGAGUCAAAACGGAAAAAGCUAUGCAGAAAUAGCUGAAAUGAUGAUGUGCCUCGGAAAAUGCUUUAUAAUGCUCUUAAUUCAGUUAAGAAAGAGUCAUCCUAUCUAAGCAAAAAAAAAACGGAAAGAAAACCAAAGCCGCGAAAAUCUGAUGUUAAUGUGGAUAGAGCUAUAAUACGCAAGAGCAAAGCAGAUCCUUUUAAGUAUCUGGAUAUACUCCAGAAUAAAAUGGAGCCAUUUGUGUUUGAGUUUAUACCGUUAAAUUGGACAUUUAUGCAGGAUGCAAAGACAGUGAAGCGAUGGCUCAGAAGAGAAAAAAUUAAGGCGGCGUAGAGCCCUGGUCUCAUUCCAAUAGAAAAUUGGAAAGAAAUGGAAUGACGUUAAGGUCAAAAUCCCUAACAAAAAUUUUAAAAAUUUUAAUGAUUUGUGGGCCGCAGUUGAGUAGGCUUGGUACUCGAUUCCAAAGGAAAGAUGGCACAAGCUUGUUGAAAGAAUGGAGCGACGGCUUGAAGAAGUAAUCAAAAACGGUAGAUAAGUACAAAAUACUAAUCUAGUAAAACAAUAUUAUUACUUAACUAUCUGAUUUGUUUACUAUUUUUGCUUUUAUUUAUAAUUUUUUACGAUGUGCUAUUUGUGUGUCCCGGAGGUUUCGUGAGUUAUCAACGUUCUCGUAAAUUAAAUCAGAACUGAAAUUCUUUUUGACCAAUUUUUUAUUUUAAACUGGAAGUAUAUACGUUUUUGAUUUUUUAUAAAAAAUAUAAAUAAAAUAAAAAAGAAUUUAAAUAUAAAAAAAUAUAAAUAAAAUAAAAUAAAAAAGUAUAAAUAAAAUAAAAUAAAAAAGUAUAAAUAAAAAUGUAUAAACAAAAUUAAAACAUUAACAAAAUGUAAAUAAAAUAAAAGUAUUAAAAAAAUAUAAAUAAAAUAAAAAUAUUAAAAAAAAAAUAAAUAAAAUAAAAAUAUUAAAAAAAUAUAAAUAAAAUAAAAAGAAAUAGUUAGAAAUUUUGCUGCUAUUAUUUUGGCCACCACUGUAUACAUGAUGAACUAUAUUCUUGGCUUGAACUUGUCAAAUUUUGUUUUUCGUUUACCGCCCUUACUUUAAAAAACUAAAAACACAAAACAGAUAUUCUGUUAUGUUAUCACACCAACUUUUCGCUAAUUGCUUUUUCAAAUAACUUGAAUUAUUUCUAAAUUAAUUGCCACUUACCUAAACUAUGUGCAACUGAUUUCAUUUUCAAUUCUUCCAUUAGAAUUUAAUGAGUCUCCGUAUUAUAUACAAUUAAGUCAUUUUCAAACAUAAAACUACGCCCCGCACAUCCGCACCCUUGUACAAAUAGCAAUAAAAUUUGCAGUUGAAGCUUAGCAUAUCCAUAUGUGUACAGAUAUAGAGGAGCUAUUAACUCAGUAAAUAAAGAAUUACAUAUAGACAUACUCGCCCUUGCAUACAUACACACAUAUUUACAUAUAUGACAACGGCGCACUUCCGCUGUGAAAGUAUUAGCUCUUUCGCUGACUCGCUUGCCGCCAGCUUCCAAUGUUGAAUAUGGGUAAAUACUUUUUAUGCUGUGCAAACAAACAAAUAUAGUCCUAAUGAGUUUACCAAAAUCCAAAUCCUAAAAAUCCUCAACGGAUUGCGCUUGAACGCCGCCGGAAGGCGUAUGAAAAAGCAUCGGGCGGCAAAAAGCGAGUAAGUGAGCAAAUCAGGCGGGUGCCUCAAUGUUACUUCGAAUAUUUGCCGCGAAAGGCUACUAGCAACUAAACCGAUUUCGAAGCAUUCAACCGAAUUGAAAUACCCAACUUAGUGAAACUGAAUUCAGCUUGCAGUUAUGUGCUCUUCAGUUGGCACUUGCUGCCUCCAACACAUACAAGCAAUGAGAACUGUUUACGGGGAAAUGGAAAUAUGUUCAUAUUUCAUCUUUAGCCAGCAAAAUAAUACGAAUACUAACUCGCUUCUCAGUUCACUGAUUGCAGUAAAUAAUUGAAAAGUUUCUCAAGUGUUAUUUUGCCACAACUUUUAUUUCCCAUUUUUACCGUGACUACUGCCAUUUGUGUAAAUCUGUUGCUGCUAAACUCAUUUAUUACUGCACCUCUUGAUGCUCUCUGCUCGAGAGCCACAAACAAACACUUCCUUCUGUUCUAUAUAUUUCUGCUUCCAAAGGACCUUACACUAAUUCGCACUUCUUCUGGUCCACUUGCCACAUUCACUGAGUGUCUAAUUUUAUUUAUACUGUGGCAAUUUAUGAGUGACUACUUGUGUUGGUAAUUUGUGUGUGUAUGUGCAGUGAGCAUUUCAAUUAAGCACUUUGCUUUCUCAGUUUUGAUACUUUUGGAACGUAGCUAGCGGUGAACAGUUUGCCAACAAUACUUAACAAGUCUCCCAAAAGUCUUCUAGCAAUGGUGUUCACACUAACCAAUGAAUUAUACAAGGAUUUGUAUCAUUUGCGCCAGUUUCAUUCACUUGUUUUAUGCUGUUUUUGAAUACUUCAUCUGAUAAGCACCAAUUUCUGUGCUCUGUUUUGUAGGUGAAAGUAAUCUAUUACUCGAUGACAGCAGAUUAGGUGCUCCCAGUGGCAUGGGACAUGGAAUUUUUGAAAAUGGAAAUGCUUGGCGGGGGUCCACGUUUAAGCCCCUGAGCGUUACAACAUUUUCUCUUUUUAACCCUUUCCAUCACUCCCUUUACUUCCUUUGUUUUUACUGCUUCAUUGACUUUAUUUCCGCUUCAUCACUAUCGUACUUCCUUUGACACAAUUUAUGUGUGUGCCUUUUCAGCGGCCUCUUGAUACUUACAAAGUGUAUGUCCCCCACCGCACCAUUUGUCCGGUUUGCUGCUUGAAAGCGUUAAACUAUUACCGCAAAUUAUGUAAAACUUUUAGUUGUGCGGAAUUUUCUUUUUUCCUUUUAUUUGUGGUCUUCUGCGCCUUGAUUCGGGGCUCUUGCCUGCCGCCACUUUGCGUGUUUCGUUUUACCUUUGCGUCGUCUUUGUCAGUUGCUUGUUCGGCGUUUUCGUCGGCAUCUCAUUUAAAUUCCAUAAGUUCUUUCUUGCAUCCCUACAGCUCAUUCGGGCUGUAUUUGGCGCCUCCUCAAUUUUCUUUUUGCGCAAUUUUCCACCUCUUAACUGUGAUUUUUUUUUUAAUUUUAUUUGUUUUCGUUUGCAAUCGCACAACAUUGUCGCCUUGGUGCUGAUUUUAUACUCUACAUGUUUGUCUUCACGUUGACUGUCACGUUUUUCCCGCUGAUAUACUACUUCCUUGCCUUUUCUGAUUUUCUUUAUUUACAUUUACACUUUAUUAUUAUUAUUUUUUUUAUUUCGUUUUCUAUAUAGUUGUUAUUUUUGUGUGUUUUCCACGCGCACUCCGACCGCUGGAGGCCUUUCGCCUUUCUGCUUUUUUACUUGCGUGCUUUUCACACUUGCCUCCUGCCACCUUUUAUUCUUACUUUUUUCUGUUGUUCAUGAAUUGUUGAAGUAUAUUCAGCUUCAUAACUCGGCAAUAAGUUUUGUGCGCUCGCCACUGGCGACUUUUGACGUCUACACUUGACUGUUUUUUUUCUUUGUUUUUCUGUAGUGUAUUUUACUUCAUUAUUUUCUCGCACUUGACUACCUUUUUCGCAACACUGCACUUUUCUUUGGCGCUGCUGGUGUCUUCUGCUUUCCCUUGAUGUGAAGCUGGUGUAUUUGCGAGCCAGCAUACGACUCUGUUGCUCUCAACUUGGGUGCAGAGGCUUGCCGUCGCUUGUUUCUAACAAAUUCAUUUCAUUGUUUUCUUUCUUGGAAUCUACACGUCAUCAGCAGACCACUUCACUUCGCUUCUAGUUCACACUUUAUGGUAUCUUUCCGACGCCCACUUUCAUUUACCUCAUUUCUUUCCUGUUUCGGUUUCACUGUCAUUGUUUUGCCACUCUUCGUUAACUUAUUUUCUUGCUUCUAAAUAACAACAGUUAUUAUACUUCGGUCUGGCUCUCCUCCCCUACUGCCAAAGAAACUUUUAGACUUACAUAGUAACUCAAUGGCCCACUUGUUUUAUACUUUCUCCUUGCCUUCUCCAAUCUUUUGGGUCGAAAGUAAACUUUUCCUUGUGUUUUCAUUCUUUACUAGCGCUCAUCCCGCUCCCUGCUUGACUCAGGAUCCCUUGUCUAUCCUCUCACUUUCUCACUCAAGUAAUCGUUCCGCUUUUUCGGAAAUGAGUAAAUUAGGUAAAUAAUUUGUGGUUUUCUACACAAAUUCCGAAAGUAAAGUAGGUGAGCGUGUUCGUCGCUGUGUGUUGCUGUUUUCGCAAUCUGUGGCAUACUUUAUUUUCAAAGUUUUUGAAAUUAUGUUUGACUAGAUUGGCUCUAACAUCAAGCACGUAAUGGUUUGCAGCGUUUUUUUCUCUUUUCAUUUGAAUGAAUGAAAAUGAGAUGUCCUUUACUCAUCACAGUACCUCAUCUCGUAGAGCUGUGAUGGGCUGAGCGUAUGUGAUUUUCUUCUGGCCGCAUCUGACCGAGAUGUCUCAACCUUUUUCGCGCUACAGCGUCACAUUCGAGAAGAAAGUGUGCUACGGUCCCUGUGGACUGUUCGCAGAAGCGAAAGGAGUCGGUGGACCAUAUUCAUCUAUCCUAGGUUUGCACUGCUGAACAGAAAGUCUUCAGCUACUGACUGGUUUUAAAUGAAAAUAUUUACACGAGAAUUCGGACAGGUUAGUUCAAUUACAAAUUCAGCUGGUUUGAAUGUAUAUGCCAUAGAUCUCGGAUUUUUUAUGGCAUGCUGCUGAAGUGACAGUGCUGCCAUUUUAUAAAUCGAGGUGGUUCCGGUAACAUAUAAUCGACUGUCGGGGGCUUAUCAUCUACGCUAGUUUGUUAUAUUUUUGCUUGAACUCAGCUAUGUAUUUAGUUUUUUAUAGUUGAAAUGAUAUUUAAAUUAGGAGUGUUUAGAUUUUCAUAUUUAAUUUAACAAAAAAAUAUUCUACCACUGCCGUAUUUGCUUAAUGUUGGCUUCAGAAUGCCCCCAGCACACCUACUGCCUCUUCUCGACUACAUGAAAAAAACACAAAAGCAAAAAAAAAAGUAAAUGCAAAAUUGUGGAAAGAAUGAGAGGCAAACAAGAACAAGAACAACAAAACUAGUUCCAACUCAUUGAUUGCAAUUUCACUGCCAAUUUCAAUUUGAAUAUGGCACAACAGCGAGAUCAGGUCGGGCAAAGAAUGGGCACGGCCAACCAGCAAGGGCAGUCGAUGACAAUACAUGCUAUGCUAUGGAGACAUAAAGAUAAUGGGAAUAAUAGGUCAUACAUACAAUCACACAUACACACAUGCGCAUACAUAUAAGAAGUCAUCUGGUGCAAGAACUUUUGUCAAUUUCUGUCACAAAAUGGCCUCAUCAAAAACAAUUUUCACCCAAUUUUGUAUUGAUUUACAUGUAUGUAUGUACAUAUACCCGUCCGUAUGUAUGCAGUUUGUAGUAAUUUUUUCCAUGUUCUUACGCGCCUCAAAGUAGUCUUUUAUCUCACUGGCUAUUCGCCCGCAUUUGCUUCUGCUUUCCUCAAUCUCUUUUUUUAGCAAUUCGCACAUAAAAGGAAACCUGAUUUUUUCCUUCCUUACAACCGCUCGCUUUUUCUCUCUACUGCCGAGUGUAUGCUUUGUAAAAGUUUAUUGUCAAUAACUGCGGGAAAAUUUAAACGCACGUAACUAUGCAUAUCUGAUAUUUAUCAUCGCUCUUUCAGUGAGUUGGUUUGUGUUUGUUUGCGCACUUUAUGAUAUUGCUGCUUCCGUACAGCAAUAACAAAUAAAAAUUCAUAAUUACUGUGCGAGUCCUGAGCAGGCUUUUCACUGUGCCUGAAGGUCGGUCUUACUCGGUUGGUGCUCCAGCGGCCGUAUACUGAGACAAUGCCAUACAAAAAAAAAAACUUGAAAUGCUUUCUUUUCAUUUUAGCACAAUAUAAUAAAUAUGGCCAUGCGCGUUGGAAAAUGUUUUUCUAAAGAAAUUAACUUCAUUCUAUGCAUAGAAAUUAACUGAAAGCUAAAAUGUAGCCUAUUUUUCGGCGAUCUAGCUCUGAAUAGUAAAUUAAAUUUUUGCAGGUGUACAAUGUUUAUCACCCCUUCGAACGUUUUGUUGUUUUUGUUUUGUAUAAUUUUAGGCGCGAUACCAGGUUUUCGCUGGGGUUUUGUUUAUACGGCGGCCAAAUACGAAUGGGUCAAAUGCGAAUGGAUUGGUGCAUGACUACCUUUCGGGACUGCGUAGGUUCGAAUCUCCGUGCACGAAAAUAAAAAAGCGGUAGCCCUCGGCAGGCAAUGCCAAAUCUUCGAGUGGGGAAAA